Rhizophagus irregularis DAOM 181602=DAOM 197198 is the source of this 1875-nucleotide messenger RNA. The record is from RefSeq and is a predicted model, not a curated record. Lineage: Eukaryota; Fungi; Glomeromycota; Glomeromycetes; Glomerales; Glomeraceae.
AUGACACGCGGCCGAUCUAAUUUUAAAAGAGAAAAAACUUCAGCAAUAAACGCGCUACGGAAAUCGGGAGACUCAAGUAGUAGUAAUAAUGGCAGUAGUAAUGGAAAAACUGGAGGCGCUUCAAAGUCUUCAGGAAAGACCGCUGCAGCCACAAGUGAUAGUUCAAGUGCCCCAACGAUCGUAGUUGUGAACGCCGGUGAACAGAGAGGACAUGCUACACCUCCAGAAAAUUCGGCACCUUUAUCACCUGCAAGCAAUCCGCACAAAUCUCAUUCAAAAGAAGAACCUCCUAAAAGGGAUCCUUUAAAUCGUUUGAAGGGAACACCAAAAGACGUUAUCCCUAUAAGCAAAGCACCACGCCGCCAAAGAUCUUCAAGGUUCCAUGUAACAGAGAAAGUUGAAUUGGAAAAAUUACCGAAUUUUAAUGAGGUCCCAUCGGACAAAAGACAAGACCUUUUUCUCAGAAAACUCAGUCAAUGUGCUGUAAUUUUCGAUUUUAAUGAUGCAAGCGCUGACCUCAAAGGAAAAGAGAUUAAGAGAACCAUACCUCCACAAGUAAAUCCUAUAGGUGACGCUUUCGAUCCCGAAGAGGAUGAACCCGUACUCGAACUUGCGUGGCCUCAUCUUCAAAUUGUUUACGAAUUUUUUCUUCGAUUUAUUGAAUCACCCGAUUUCAACACGAAUAUUGCCAAAAAAUAUAUCGAUCCACAAUUUAUAUUGCAAUUGUUGGAAUUAUUUGAUAGCGAAGACCCAAGAGAAAGAGAUUUUUUGAAAACAACAUUGCAUCGUAUUUAUGGAAAAUUCUUAAAUUUGCGCGCAUUUAUCCGAAGGUCUAUUAAUAAUGUGUUCUUCCAGUUCAUAUAUGAAACAGAACGUCAUAACGGUAUUGCUGAAUUAUUGGAAAUUCUUGGAAGUAUUAUCAAUGGUUUUGCAUUACCAUUGAAAGAAGAACACAAAACAUUUCUCACAAAAGUCUUGAUACCUUUGCAUAAAGUAAAGUCUUUAACGUUGUAUCACCCUCAAUUAGCAUAUUGUGUGGUACAAUUUCUGGAGAAAGAUCCAUCACUAACAGAAGAAGUUAUCUGUGGUUUGUUGAGAUACUGGCCAAAAGUGAAUAGUCCCAAAGAAGUUAUGUUUUUAAAUGAAAUCGAGGAAAUUUUGGACGUAAUAGAACCACAGGAAUUUGUAAAAAUUCAGGUUCCAUUGUUUCAGCAAAUCGCUCGAUGUGUAUCAAGUCCACACUUUCAGGUAGCGGAAAGGGCAUUGUAUUAUUGGAACAACGAAUACAUCGUCAAUCUGAUAGGCGAUAAUGUAACCGUUAUUUUGCCGGUUAUGUUUCCUUCUUUAUAUCAAAAUUCAAAAGCUCAUUGGAACCGUACAAUUCAUGGCUUAGUAUAUAACGCUUUAAAAUUGUUUAUGGAAAUCAAUCCAGCAUUAUUCGAUCAGUGUACGGCUCAAUAUAAACAGAGUCGUCAAUUGGAAAAGAAAAAGAUGCGGGAACGAGAGGAAACGUGGCACAGAUUGGAAAGAACCGCUGCACACAAUGCUCAAGGACUUCCGCUUCCUUAUACCAUUGGCGGACCUUUGACGUCUUCAAGAACUGACGUGUCAACCAUCCAAACUUUUGACACCGAAUUAGAGAAUCCAUCAAGUGGUGAAGAGUCAGGCGAAGAUGAACAUCAGGAAGUAGAGCAAGAUGAACAUGGAGAAUUGCAACGUUUUGAUGAUCGACCAGAUGGUUUUAAUUUAUUCCGUCGAAAAUCAAUUAUACCUGUUGAUGAAUCUGUGUUGUCUGAAUUAUCUAGGCAUCGUAGCUUGGAAGAGGUUCUUAAUGGCCCACCAGAUGCUUCAGGCAACCCAACAAAAAACCCUUAA